AUGGGCUCAGCAGGUAAAGACGACGUCUACGUGAAGGUAUCUGCCCUCGAAGCGGGACAGCUCACUCUACCCGAAUACCUCUUCAUCACGGAUGCCGACCCUGAAAAGAAAGCCACCGUGCCCUCUCUAUCGUUUCUGAUACAGCAUCCGUCUCCAGAUGGGAAAGUGACAAAGUUCGUCUUCGAUCUGGGCCUCAAACGCGAUCUGAGCAAAUACCCGCAAGCGCAACAAGCUCAUAUUGCCAACCGUCAACCCACCAUCCUCCAUCCCGACUGCGCUGAUAGUCUACGAGCAGGAGGACUCGAUCCCGCGAAGGAUAUUGACAUAGUCAUGCUGUCCCAUGUUCAUUGGGACCAUGAGGGCACUCCCGAUGAUUUCUCCACCUCUCAAUUCGUCGUCGGGUCCGGGACACUGCACUUGCUGGAACACGGGGCGCCACCUCACUACCCGAAAGAGAUCUUCAAUCCAAACCUCCUACCAAAGGAUCGCACAUCCGAAUUACCACCAACAAUUCAGGAAAGCACCACGGCUGCGAAGUCACAGACCAAACAUACGUGGCAACCUUUCGCGGGAUUUCCCCACACAGUUGACUUCUUCGGCGACGGGAGCGUGUACAUUGUUGACGCUCCAGGCCACUUGUUUGGACACGUCAACCUCCUGGCGCGUCUCGGGCCCACGAAGUGGGUGUACUUGGGCGGUGACUGCUGUCACGACCCGCGGAUUCUCACGGGCGAAAAGGAUGUUGCAUUAUAUGAUGAUGGUCACGGCGGGUUGAGGUCUGUACAUGUGGACACGGAGCAGGCUAAGGAGACCAUUGCAAAGAUCGGGCCAUUGCUGAAGAAGCCGUGUCCCGUGUUUGCAACGGGAGGAAACGGGGAGCAGGUGGAAGUGGAAGUGAUUGUCGCGCAUGACAAGGACUGGAGAGAGGCGAAUAAGAGCAAGUUCUUCCCGGGGACUAUAUAA
Messenger RNA from Fonsecaea multimorphosa CBS 102226, 963 nucleotides. RefSeq lists its product as uncharacterized. Lineage: Eukaryota; Fungi; Ascomycota; Eurotiomycetes; Chaetothyriales; Herpotrichiellaceae. The record is from RefSeq and is a predicted model, not a curated record. The coding region runs from base 1 to 963 and encodes 320 amino acids. The transcript has a single exon.